CCCAAGCUUGCGGAAGCGACUGCUGGAUUUUGCACGUGAAGCUGCAGUUAAGAUCCUGGUUAAGCCUCCACCAUGUUUGGCUCCUCCCGAGGUGGCGUGAGAGGAGGGCAGGACCAGUUCAAAUGGGAAGAUGUGAAGACGGACAAACAACGUGAAAACUAUCUUGGGAACUCCUUGAUGGCACCGGUGGGCCGUUGGCAAAAGGGCAAGGACCUUACCUGGUAUGCCAAGGAGAAGAAAGGCGAUGCAUCUAUGUCCCGCAAUGAGGAGCUGAGCGCCAUCCGGCAGGCGGAAAAAGAAGCUAUGAUGGCAGCUCUAGGUUACAAGAACGUGAAAAAGCAGCCGACGGGACUGAGUAAAGAGGAGCUCGCCGAAGUCUGCAAACGCAACGAAGGAGAAGCUGAUGAGAAGAGUGUGGAUCGCCUCAUGGGGUUGGGCAGCUCACGGAAUGCUGGCGGAAGAAUGGUGUUUUCCAAGGAAGACAGAGAAGCUGCCAAGCUGGGCCUAUCCGUGUUUACGCAUCAACCAGUAGCAAAGGCUGCCAAACCCUCAUCUCCUCCGAAGAAGCUGGAUGAGGAAAGCAAGACACUGGAGAGCAAGUCCGUCAAGAAGUCGAAAAAAGAGAAGGACAAGAAGAAGAAAAAGGAGAAAAAGAAACAGAAGAAAGAAAAGAAAGAAAAGAAAGGAAAGGAGAAAGAGAAAGACCAGAAGAAGAGAAGGUCUUCAUCAUCAAACAACCUUACUCCGGAUAACGAGAAAAGGAAAAAGAAACCUUCUCUGGAUCCUAGCCGGGAUGAUAGACCAUCGUCCCCGGCCCGAGCAGCGCACCAAUCCUCCGACCGGUAUCAUCGCGAAAGAACUUCGACGCCUCCCUCCAAGCCAAAAAGGGACGACCACCGACACCGAAGUCAUAGAAAGUUCCCGGUUUCCAGAGAAGACAAAACCUCAGAGUCCCGGAAACGGACAUGGGAUGAAUCUGUACCAUACCUCCCGGCCAAGAAGAGGCAUGACACGGAUUCAGACAAUUAAUACAUCCUUAUAAAACAAACCCAGAUUUACCCAUCAUGUCGUUACUUUGACAGUUAAGCGGAAACGGAUUCUGGUUUGGUGCAAAAUUCUGCAUCCUUUUUCUAGAUGGGACGUUGAUUUGCCCAUCUCACCCCAUCCCAUCCAUCGACACCGCUGCUCAAAAAUAAUAAUUAUUUUUGUUUCAAAAGUAUCCUGUCCUUUAACGGACAUAAAAUUUAGCCAUGCUAACCUGGUCAGAGCAAGACAAUAGUUUACAAAUGCCAGGUGCAAAAUACGGAAUUACCAGAGUUUUUUUUUUGGUUUUUCCUCCCAAAGUUGAUAAAGUCUGAUGGGUCGCAUAGAAUUUAAUUUUUUUUAAAGCAAUAGAAUUUGGAGAUCAGAUACAUCCCAGGUAACAGGAGUUACUUUCAGAUUGCAAAAAAUCUGCUUCUGAACCUCCAUCAGGCCAAAGCAAGGAGUAGAAACAGUUUAUGGGGUUGUUGGGAUUUUUUUUUGGAGUGUGUGUAUGUAGUUGCGACCGUCAGCCGAUUUCAGAAGCAACCUCGGAUCUUGUAAUUAAAAAGCAGAUUGAUUACAGAUAUUGUCAUUAAAUUGAAUCAUUGGGAUCAGUUCA
Pantherophis guttatus is the source of this 1642-nucleotide messenger RNA. RefSeq names its product chromosome 4 C1orf35 homolog (gene C4H1orf35). Lineage: Eukaryota; Metazoa; Chordata; Lepidosauria; Squamata; Colubridae. The record is from RefSeq and is a predicted model, not a curated record.